Messenger RNA from Belonocnema kinseyi, 1010 nucleotides. RefSeq lists its product as uncharacterized. The coding region runs from base 46 to 957 and encodes 303 amino acids. The transcript has 5 exons. NCBI's taxonomy places the organism in Eukaryota, Metazoa, Arthropoda, Insecta, Hymenoptera, Cynipidae. The record is from RefSeq and is a predicted model, not a curated record.
AAAUAUAUUUAAAGUAUUUCUUAAAAAUUGAAAAUUAACAGUUCAAUGAAAUCUUUGAAAAAGAUGAAUCCUAAUUUUUUGAAGCCACCUGAAGAAUUUUUGAAAUCCACAGAUUCUUUUGGAAGUUUCGUAUUACGAGAAAAUCCUCUUUGGAAUCGUGGUAAUGAAGAAAAUGAAUUUUCCCUAAAAAUGAAACAGUACAAUUCUAUCUCAAAGGCGCUGAUCUCAGCUGUAUCACGAAAUAAAAAAAAGAAGACUUUUUCAAAAUAUCCAACUAUGGUAAAAACAUCAGCUUUAUUGUACGAAAUAACAGACAGAACUAAUCGAUUGGCUCAGCCAAGGCUUCGUUUAUAUUCAGAUGAAAAAAAUCCUCAGAGAACAGAAGUUAAAAGCAAUCACAUUCCUGAAGCAACUCCCCGAGUAAUUGAACUCUCUCGGCCAAGAAUAAUUUUUAAACUGAUUUCGCAACCUAAAUGUAAUGUUUCUCCGCGAGCCUUGACAGCUGUUGGUUCGUUUUUAAUGUUUUCUUGGAAAUAUAUUUAUUUACCUGCUACACAGAGGAUAAUUGAACUUUCGAAACCUAAAAAAACACGCAAUUCGAGCUUGCAUCGGAAUAAGAGGCAAAAUCAUCAUACCCCUUGUAGUGCUAGGAUUGAAUAUCUUUCGAAACCAAGACUUUUUCAUCAAAAAAUGAAAAGAAAAUCAGCCAAAGGACAAAAGUCUUAUUUUCAAAAAAAAAAUAAAAAGAGGAAUUUGAAGAAGAAGUCACGACAUAAUACGUAUUCGAAAAGUUGCAACAAGUAUACUAAAUUAGGACGACAAAAUAAAAAGAGAAAACGAUUCCUCAAAGCCUCGGGCUCGAGCAGAUCAGUGAUUAUAUUCCCAAGUUUCGAGCAAUGUAACCAUUGUCCCGAAUCUCGAGGACGUCAGUGUAAAAAAGGACAAAAAGAAAAUUAACUUGGGUAAAAAGAAUAAAGGAGAAUCCUGUAACGACAUUAAGUAACAGUGAU